Lethenteron reissneri (Far Eastern brook lamprey) is the source of this 10219-nucleotide messenger RNA. RefSeq names its product zinc finger protein 106 (gene ZNF106). The record is from RefSeq and is a predicted model, not a curated record. Gene Ontology annotation, molecular function: SH3 domain binding; RNA binding. Lineage: Eukaryota; Metazoa; Chordata; Hyperoartia; Petromyzontiformes; Petromyzontidae. Gene Ontology annotation, cellular component: cytosol; membrane.
AGAAACGCAACGCCGCUCGCCAACGGGGAAUGCGCCAUAAAUAUCUUGGUCGCCUCUCUCCCGUCGUGCCUCGCGCCUCAGUUGUAACAUGGCGGCGUGGGCGGUGGGCUGUUGACCGCAGCCUCGGAGGGGCAGUCAUGUACUAAAGUACUAAAGGUCGGGUCGGGUUGGAGGGGGAGGUGUGUACCGGGCCGGGACUCGCAGAGCCAGGAGAGAGAGAGCGACAACGAAUUUGAUUGAAACGCAAAGCCACAAAAAUCCCUGUCUGCUACCGAGAGGGCCAUGUCCAAACAACUCAAGUGUGGCCUCUGCCGAGUCCACUGUGCCAACACUAAGGAAUUUGAAGAGCACAUCAGAAGCAUGUUGCACCACCGGGAACUGGAGACAGUUGAAGGAAGGGCCUGCACGCACCACUGCCGGGUGUGUUGUGCCAACGUGGUGGGGCUGUCCGCGUACGCCUCCCACCUGAGCAGCCCCGAGCACAAGAAACGCGUGGAGAAGUCGAGCCCUGGUAGCGCAUAUCGCGAGCUUCCUCCUCCCGACGCAGCGCAAACAACCGCUCAAAGAGACGACGCAAAGAAACCAGAAGAACGAAGUUUACCCGUAACUGACACAACGAAACAAGUCCCUUUCAACAACAACCGUUUCCAUCCAAGACCAAACCUUGAAAAAGCCAAGAAGAUGGUGAAAGAAGCUACUAACGAGUCCAAACCAAAGACCGACAAACUCAUGGAGCAGCCCAGGAGCCACACGGACGCGCACCCUGCCUGGACGGGUGCAACCUCGAACGGCCUCAAAGCCAACAGUCCCCUCUUGCCCCCUCCCGGUGUAUGCUACCAAAAUCGGCACCAUAAGAGGCAGCCUUUCAGCAUGAGAGGCAGAGGUGGUGCCGGUGGUGGCAGAGGUUACGGCUACAACUAUAACCAUGGCCCCAAUCGAUACUGGCAAGAUUUCCGUUACCCCCCACAGCGCUGGCACAAUGAUCAAAAUUACAAGCAUUGGCCCGAGCACCUCGACGAGGGCAACUAUAACAGGGGAAUGCAAGACGACUUCACUUCGGACGAACUCCCGCCGUGGUUUGACCGGGAAGAAAAUGCGCCAUUCCAUCAACACGUGGAUCGUGGGAAAAUGAAACCUGCCUCGAGAUUCACACGCUGGACCCCAUAUCCUUCACAAAAGAAUCCCAAUGGCCAUCGAGACCAAGAGAUGAUGCCCGAGGAGGUUAAGCAACUGGAAAAGGUUCCUCCGCUGAAAGCUGACGAGCUGCCAAAGAUCUCCUUUGAUAAAAGCAAAACGCGAGUGCCGCCGAACCCCACCAACACUACCCAGGGCGGAUCAAGAGUCGCCCCGAGUGGCACGACGGCCCGCAGUGACCCCGCUCGCGGCGAGGGCACUGGCUCUUCAUCAAGCAGGCCCUCGGUGGCCGCAUCGCAGGGACCUCGCACGACGACAUACCAGUCGAAGGGUGCCGUUCCUCUUUCAGGCAAACAACAGAGGCGGGAGAGUCUCUCCAGCAACCUGCGGAAGGUACGUGCCAAUCUCCGUGCUGGGCCUUCCCAACACAAGCCUCCUGCGGCCGUCCGUGCCACCGAAAAGCACUCCAACUGCCCCAAGAACAAGGCGACUCAAAAGGAUGACAUCUCCACUCACCCGUCCGAGGUCUGCGAGGAUCCGCCCUGCCUCACUUUGCCCUCGUUAUCGCUGUCGAGCCACCGGCCCAGCAGUGCCCCUAGCGCUUUGCUGAAGCUUGAUGAGAAGCCGGGGGACGCGGCCCAGCGAGUGGCAACGCACGAGAGGCCAUGGUCAGCGGGGGCAUCUGGCUCCACCGUGGGCCAAAGAGACUCAGCCGACCUUGCGAAGGUGGACAAAGAAGGGGUAACUGCAAAUUCGGCUGACGCCAACCGCCCCACCGCUGUUGAGCCCAACUUGGUCGAUGUGUUUAAAACCAAACUCGCAGGCAUCGUGGAUAAGGUGUCGGGCAUUAGAUCAGUCCAUAAACAAAUGAAAGAGCGUGUGCCGCAGCCCAACAAAGCUUGUCGACUUGGGAUAUACGGAAAAAGUGAACGCCGUUAUUACGACUCCAAUACCGUUAACACAGAAGCAACCGGUGGGAGUCCAUGGACGCGUCAAAAUAAAGAAACGUCACACAGCCAACCCUUUAGUAAUGACUGCACAGGUGGGAAGCCGCCCCAAGAAAAGAACCUCCCCUCCCCAAGUGGGAAAGAGUUUGGUGCUCAAGGAGGGGAUGAGACGAAUCAGAGCCCGGCUUUGGACAUGACCUCUACCGAUGCCACGGUGCGUCUGGAAUGUCUGUCUGCCGCGAUCACCAACUCGGUGACGAACGUGAGGCCCGCACAUGCGGAAAGCAGAACCUCCGAGACCACGACUGAAAUCAAAAUAGAAACAGCGCCGGAAGCCGAGAUCAUGGUCACGGCUGCUCUGGCCUCAGACAAACACACCGGUGACUGCGUGUCCUCUGAACCGGAGGCCCACAGGUGCCCGCCGGCGUUGGCGCAAGCCGAGCUGAGCAGGCUGGGGGUCUCGACGGCGCUGCAAAAAGAGCUUUCCCGGUACCUGGCAGCACGUGGAACCAGUGGGAGCAAGCCAGGUACGGCAGCCCCCGAACCAAACCUCAACCAGGCUCGGCGCCGCAUGCGCCCCGGCGGCACCUACACGAGCGGCCCUGUGCCGAGCACCACACUGGGAAAGGGACCGGCGGUAUUGGCGGUGUCGGGUACCGCAGGGCUUGGCGGCGCCGAGGCCCAGCGCAAGCCGGAAGUGGAGCGGGAGAGCUGCAGCCUGCGUCCUGCCAUCCAGCAGCUGCUGAGUGCACCACGCAGGAAUGUCGACUGGGAGCAGAUCGUACAAGUGCUCAGCAAGAGGAGGCAGGCGAAGGGGCUGCCCAGAUUUGGAAUCGAAAUGGGACCAGCCAACAAGGAUGACCCAUUAGACCCAGCCUUCCUCAACUUUGAUGAGCUGGGUGACUUCCCUGAGCUGUAUGACCUCAAUUUGGACGACUUCCUCCAUAAGGAGCAGCAGUUUGGCACCAAAUAUCACUCCGACAAUCCGGUGGAGCCAGCCAGUGAACCCCGCCUCGCGUGCGCCACAGCCGGAGAAGCAGCAGCCAGUGUCUCCGGCACCACCACUUCUAGCAGCGGUCGAGUCCCACAGCUCCUGGCCACUCUCGAGCACACGCCAAACAACACCACAAAUGAAAAGCAUCUCUCCGAGAACGGAAUGAGCGCCAGCCGCCCAUUGCGAACGGGCGUCACCACCACCACCACCAUGGGUGACCUUGGCUCGGAGGGACCGCCGGUUAACACGGGAGCAGCCGCGACCCCAAGGAGCUUGUCCGGUGUCCUGCUGGCCAACACCCCGGAAGUCGGCUCUCCCAGUGCCAGCCCGAUAAGCCCACAGCGCCCGCUGGGCGCUCAGGUGGAGGGUGAACCUGACAUCUUGACGGACAGCAGCUUCACAUCCGGGCCCGAGCCCAGUGGGGGCCAGGCCCGCAAGAAGCGCCGUGCCACCGCGGAAGGGUCUUCGCCAGAGGUGCCAGAAAUUGAGCGGAAAAACAAGAGGAUGAAGGUCAAGGGCUUAAAAAAAGACCGGCAACACGUGGACGAGCUGCUGAGUGUGUCGCUGCGUGAGGAGGAGUUGAGUCGCGGCAUGCAGGAGCUGGAGCCCACACUGGAGCAUGCCAAGGCUGCCCUGCACAGCGCCUUCCUGCAUGUGCAGGAGCUGCUGCUGCACAAACAGCAGAUUACCAUGGAGAUGGACAAAUUGAGGUCCUACCGCAUCCAGAUUCUCCAAGGAAUGCAAGAUAAAUCUGUGAACCAGCUGCAUUUGCCUUCUGCUCCAUUGGUCCCGCCAGCGGCUACCGCAUCCCCGAGUCUCCCUGGCCCCGCCGGCGUCUCCCACCCUCUGCUGAUCAAGCAGGAGGCCGGGGAGCUCACCCCAGUCACCGCCUGCACACCGCCCAUGCUGAACACGGCCCUGUAUCCGGGCUCCUUCCUCCCGCCCUCGCCGCUCCUGCAGCAGUGCCUUCCCGCUGCCACUCGCGGCGAGGCCGGCGUGCCCACGGCGACGACACCACCAGCCACGCACUACUUCACGCAGCCACAGGAAGUGCCGUGGCGACGGCCGCCCCUGCCCGACGGCAUCCCAGAAACGAUGCCGCUCAGAAGUUCUCGCCUCUCGUCUCCUGCCCGCUCCAACAUGUGCACGCCCGUAAGCAAGUCCCUCGCCUCGACGCCUCAUGAUUCCAGCGCCGAGACGACCGUAGCGCCAACGGGCACGUCCGCCGGACCAGCGCCUACCAAAGAUGGCGCUGAGAGCAGGGAUAGCUCGGUGAAGCGCAACACCAUGCGGACGAGGGCCCGCGCCGGCGUGGCGUCGGAGGGGAGCGCCGAAGCGGGGAGGGUCGGGAAUGCGGCGGAGGAGCCCGGCGAGGACGACGACAGCACCUCGACGCAGAAGCGCAAGCGCCUGAAGAAGCGAAAGCCGGCGCGGGCGCGCGUGCCCGAGACGAGUGACACGGAGCAGGAGGCGCUGACGCGGCCCGUGCGGCGCCUCAAGACGCGGCGCGGCAGCCGGCAGGGGAAGUCCACGUCGCAGGCCUCCGGCACCGUAAGCCCCUGUGGGGUGGGCGAUGUUCCCGUGGCCCAGGAGGAGCCGCGUCUGGCCCGACCUCCCUCCUCGGCCGCGCUCCACAAGGGGGAGGAGGAUGACGAGGGCAUGGACAGCCCCGACGGGAAUCACGUGGGCGGCAGGCAGAGUGAGCCGGACUCCAGCUUGGAGCUGGUGGAGCCGCCCACUCCGGAGAUAUUGUCCAUCGACGACAGCUCAGACAACGAGGCCACAAAGCUGCCGAAGUGUUUGACGGUGAAGGCGGCGGCGAGGGGCCAGACCCCGGCAGCGGCGAGGGGCCAGACCCCGGCAGCGGCGAGGGGCCAGACCCCGGCAGCGGCGAGGGGCCAGACCCCGGCAGCGGCGAGGGGCCAGACCCCGGCAGCGGCGAGGGGCCGGACCUCGGCGGCGGUGUUGGGCGAGGCGGGGCGGGCGAACAGCGUCGAGGUGUCGUCGACAAGCGACCUGUGGCAGAGGAAAAGCCCCCGCCUUGUGGCUGAGUCACUGAAAAAGGAUGAAGACCACCAGAAAAAAUCCUCGACCACAGACUCGCACCUGUGUGAGCCCACCGCUGGGGCCUUCGAGGGCCACGAGGCAGCCGUCAGUGGCAUUCAGAUUUUCGAGGGGAUGCUCUACACCUGCUCCUCCGACAAGACCGUGCGUGCAUUUGACCUGGAGACCCGGCAGUGCUUGCGCACGUUCAACGGCCACACCAGCAAAGUGAACGCGCUGCUGGUGACGGUGGCGGGCGGCAACGCCUCCCAGCCGCGCCUCUACACCGGAGCCAGUGACCACACCAUCCGCUGCUACAACGUCAGGGAAGAGAGGUGCGUGGAGGAGUUCUCGGUGCUGGACCGCGUGCUGUGCCUGCACGAGCGCUGGGACGUGCUGUACGCCGGCCUGGCUAACGGCACCGUGGUGUCCAUCAGCACUCAGAGCAACAAGUUCCUGGACACGUUUGAAUGCCAUGGGCCGCGAGCCGUGAGCUGCGUGGCAUCGAGCCAGGAGGGCAGCCGACGCCUGCUGCUCGUUGGCUCCUACGACGCGACCAUAAGCGUGCGCGACGCUCGCUCCGGACUCUUCCUACGCGCCCUCGACAGCCACACCAAGACGGUGCUGUGCAUGCAGGUGGUGAAUGACUUGGUCUUCAGCGGAUCCAGCGACCAGUCUGUCCACGCGCACAACAUCCACACGGGAGAGCUGCUGAGGAUCUACAAGGGGCACACGCAUGCCAUCACGGCCAUCAGUAUCCUGGGCAAGGUGAUGCUGACCGCCUGCCUGGACAAGCUGGUGCGAGUGUAUGAACUUGAGUCACACGACCGCCUGCAGGUGUACGGAGGCCACAAGGACAUGGUCAUGUGUAUGGCCGUGCACAAGAGCAUGAUUUACACCGGAUGCUACGACGGCUCCGUCCAGGCCGUGACGCUCAACCUCGUCUCCAACUUCCGCUGCUGGUGGCACAAAUGUUGCCUGAUGUUCGGGGUGCUGGACCACCUGAAGGAGCACAUCCGAAGCACGCACCUAAACGCCGAUGCUCAGAGCGCGCUCUGCCGUUGGAGGGACUGCGACGCCUUCUUCACGGCCAAGAAUCGCACCAUCCAUGAGCUGGUUCCACACUUGUGCCGUCACGCUGAGCUCGACAGCCAGCCACAGAAAGAAUGAGGAGGGGUGGCGGCAUGCCGGACCACCGGUGCCCCGGGCAGUAUCACCAGCUUGCGGGAGAUGAAUGAAACCUGCGCCCCCACUCGUCUAGAAUAUCUAAUCACGUGGCCGGCGACUUGAAUUAGCGACGGUGCUCGCAACGAUGCGGUGAAACGUUUCCGUGUGGCCGGGGCCAUCACAAAGCCUUGUUGCUGCACAUGCGUACAUACAUACAUGCAAACACACGCACACACACAAGGCACCAUUUUAACUUGGAAGUGAAUCGUUUCUGUUGAGUAUCUGACGUAGGUAGAGGUUGCACCAGGAGGUCCGGAGUUCUGUUUUAGUGUACAUGAAGCACAGUUAUUUUGAUUGCAGUGCAGCCCUUCGCACUUGCACGUCCACUUACUCGCCUGACCGAUUGUCAGGCCACCGCUCGGUGUGGUUUUUAUACAGUAGGUGAAUGUGUGAGAGAAACGAAGAUCUACAUUGAUUGCAGUUGAUCAGUCCUCCUGUGGCAUCCAUACACUAUGUUUGUACUCACUGUUUUGUACACUGUGUGAGAGACUGUUGUUGAUUUUUAAACGGUCUCGCCAUUUGACUUGUUAUUGCGAUUUUAAGUUUAAUUGUCGUGCUCAAGACAUGAGCUGGCGUAAAUGCCUAGUGUCGACUCGGUGAAUAUGCCCUUCGUGGUGUUCAGACGGCAAGCUCCUUAGACUCGUUGGAGAAAAGACCUGCUUACUGUGGUGGUGAUGUGAAAACAUUGCCAGAUGCAGUGAUGAUGUAAGAGCCAGGGUGGUUCACUCUGUGUUCUACAUUGGAAAGGUUGUACUGCAAAGGCCCGGAGCAAGAAUGUUAACUCUGGUCCACGCAGGAAUGUAGAGAAUGUUUAGCCAUGUUGACCCGGGAAGGGAGUACACUUGUCAACCAAAAAAGUAUCACAACACAAGAAAUAUUUUGUUUUGGGUGUGAUGUGUGCAAGUGUAGACCCCUGAUGCUGGCAAAAGCCAAAGAGGGUGAAAGUGAAGUGAUUAGUUUUGUUUAUGUUUUGAACCGCUUUGCCACAAAGAACCUGGUGCCUCCCUAAUAUGGCGGUGAUGGCUUGCACACGAUCAGAAAGUGAGGGAGCAGUGAGCCAACGUGUGCGUACAGAUACCAGUGUCCCCAACUACUUCCUGAGCAGGAUACACGGAAGUAUUUGCCGGUCAUCGCUGGCUGUUUAUUUGAGAGUCGCUAAACCAAACCCUUUAACGCAACUGCCCAAUCCUUGAAGGUUGCAGCAGCAAUCCAAAUCCAGUUGAUUCAAAGAUCUGGACCAGGUUUCCUUGACCAUCUUCGUCAGCCGUCGGCAGUGUUUCUAUUGCACAUUUCGUAUUGAGUGGGUUUCAGUGCACUGCAGACAAUUUGAAUAAGGCAAGCAUCUAGCAGUGUUAAAUGCAAUCGGGGCUUGCAAUGAAUCUAGUAAAGCACUAUAAUGGAUUGGACAAAAAAGCAUGUGAAAUGAAAAUUAAGUUUUUGCAGGUUGACCCAUUUUUAAUGUGGGUGGUGCAUGCUGUUCAUUGCUAACUGGUACAACUUUAUCAUGAUUGCUUCUAUCAACGUGUACCCAUUCUGUACCCCAAAGUGCUGUCGUUCUUUCCAGCAGCUGAGACUUGUAAAAGUCUUAACCAAAUUAUGUGAAAGAUGAGGUGAUUGCAAAAAACGUUAAUCUUCCUUAUAAAACCACAUGGGCUCUGGUUGGACCACAUUUAUCUUGGAGCAGCAGGGUUGGGUUGGUUUGGGUUUAGCAAGUUGGGGAGAAGUGUUACGCAGGAGUUACAGCCAUGGAGGUUUUGGGGAGAGCACCACAACGAACGUAAAGUUACGGCACUGUGUGGGGUGAAUUGCGUGCGUGGUAUUAUUUCCAUUGCUUGAGUUGGAUGUGACGCAUGUGUUUAUUUUCCUUGAGAUGGCUCGUGUGAAGGUGCUCCUGCCUGAGAGUUGUCAACCACCGACGUCGCGCCUCGUCAGCAUUAGUGCGGUUCAACGGCCCUUGUGCAGUAGCGUUUGCGUUAUUUUGCCCAAAGCAACGAGGGAUAAUUUAUGGUAAACCUUUAAAUACAUCUCCCAUUGUUUUGCCAGUGUCACUUGGGAUCCUCUUACAAUGCUGCUUUUGCGGCACAUGUGUGGGGACUGUGCCUUCGGGGGUUCAUGCGUGAAAGCUCCCGUGCAUUGUGUGAAAUUCUGAACAUGUUUAAAUAUUGCCCCAUUUCCAGAGCCAUUUGGGAACGCUGAAGUACCCAAUGCAAUGUCUAAAUGCGUGCCAACCUUCACUCCUGCAUCGCCAAAGGCACAAUCUUUACGAUGUUGCAUAUCAACUGGGCUGCAUCGUUUUACUGGCACCACCAAGUUGAAUUGCUCUUGGGAGUUACUGCUCGUUUUGUGGCCAUUUUGUAUGGGAGCUGUUGACAUUUGGGAUGUGGCGUCACGUAGUCUGUAAUUCAUUGAAUUAUUUUCAAUAUUGCAGAAAACGUGAACAUGCAUGGUUAAUAUCAGUUUUGGUAGACUCGGCAGAGGUGUGUUCAGUAUCGACAAUGCACAACAGCAUGACUGAAACACCUGCCCACAUACCACCUGCAUUAAAAUUAAGUUAAAGCUGAGGUGCCUGAAGGGUGAUGAGUAGGAGCACCUCGCCGUGGUUGUGGCGAGUGCAGAGGGAGCGGUGUGGAGCCGUCCAGCGUGCCGUGGUGUAGCGUGAUUAUACUGCACGAGCGUGGCCUUGUGACUGGAACUUAGGCGCACAUGUCUUCCUCCUGACUGGGGUUUGACACCCCUCGCCCACAAGAGGCCCUUGAAGUGCCUCCUCUGCCACGACAAUCCAAUUGGGAAAUCGGCAAUUGAAACUUUUCUUUCGGCGAGCAUCGGAUAGCACACAGACCACGGAUUGUGCUGGUUUCAUGACAAGCAGGACCUCGAAACGAAACAAGGGUUUGAGCUGGAUUGUCACAAGAGGACAGUUUGCCAGAUUCUAGGUAAAAAGUAAUCGAACAAAGCCAUGUCAAAAGAAGGUUAAUAUCGCGGUGUAACCCGAUGCCAUGUAAAUGUACAAAGCGUUUACACAGUUCUUUUUAAUUGUAGGAUUUACUCAGUAAUUUUUUUUAUCACAUGAAAUGUUUCUUAACUACAUUUGACAAUGAGAUACAAGUUACAUAUCGUGGCCUUGUGUGAUGUGCGAUGUCUCGCUUAAAACAUGCCGAUGGGUGCAUUGGUCGUCGGCAUCGUGAGUUUGAGGGGGAGUUUUGAGAGCCUCAACCCAGGGCUUUCACUCACCCGUUCGGCUGAGAGGAGGUGGCUUUACCGGUGCAGGUGGCACCGUGAUGUCUGGUGCCACUCAUUCUGGGUGGAGUGAGAGGCCGUGUGGGUCUCAUUGUGGUAAAAGGAGGACGUGUGCACCACGUUCUAAACUGUUUACUUUUUGUAUUCACUUUUCCUAAGUUAAAAAAUAUUUCAAACUUGUGAAUCCUGGGCAUCGGCUUGUGGAUUAGGUGCUCGAGAAGCUGACGGCCAUCUUUGCAGGAACUUCCUGCCACACGGGUUACAAACACAUGUCAAAGGCCCACAUGUAUAUCAUUAGUUUCUCAUAGUUGUAGUCAUGCAUGCAUCGUUAAGCUAUUGUACAGAUAAUUCACAUGGCAAUGGCAUUAAGGUGGAAUGUAGACACCAGGAAUUGAGAGUUGGAGCUUUUGACAGUAGUGAUGUAGCUGAAGCUUCUACUCAUCGGAUUUUAGCGAAAUUUGGCAAAGUCCAUCACUAUUCUCGUGCUACUCGAGUGUGUGACAUGCACCUGUGUGAAUGUAGCGCCUAACCCACAGACCAGACCCAGCAGACACACGCGUGCCUUGUGUGUGUUUCAGGAAGCUUUAAGUUGAAACAUUCUUGAAAAAAUCUUAAAAAUAAAAUAAAAUUCUCAUUA